CAUAUGGUCUUACUUCCUUCACGCGGAUUCUCACACCAAUUAAUAAUCCCACCCAAAAUUCCAUAAAUUCAAUCCACAAUUUUAUUUCACAAAAUUUAACCCCAAAAUCUUUAAAAAGCAUUUAGCAGCUUUUUUCCAUGGCAUCAGCUGCUAUCUUUUCAUCAUUACGCCGGAGCCGUUCGCCGUCGUUAGACGCCUUUUUAGCACCGGUAGAUCUAGAAAACGACGUCGUCGGACUCCUCAAAACCUUAACAACAAUCUCAUCACAGCUCAUCACAUCUUUCUCCAACAAAACGCUGUCGUUUCAGAAGAAAAACACAAGAUCUUUGCUUAGGAAAAUCCAGCUUUUUUACAUCUUGUUGGAUUCCUUUCAAGAUUCAUCAACAGGUGAGUCAAAGUCAAACCUACCGUCAACGGUUGUUUUGUGCUUUAAAGAGUUGUACCUUUUGCUUUAUAGGUCUAAAAUCUUGCUUGAUUAUUGUGCACAAUCUAGUAAGUUAUGGCUUUUACUUCAAAACCCAUCGAUUUCUGGCCAUUUUCAUGAUCUUGAUCAAGAAGUUUCAACCCUUUUAGAUGUGUUCCCUGUUACCAGUUUAGAAGAUAUAGUUAGUAUUGAUGUUAUAGAACAAAUUGACUUGUUAAAGGGUCAAUCAAGAAAAGAUGAUAAAUUGUUUAUUGAUACCCAUGAUGAAAAUUCAAGAUUGAUGCUGUUUAAGAUGUUAGAUGAUAUUGGGUGUGGAAAGAUCCCAACUUUACAAGAAUUUCAUGAUUUUUUUGUUAAGAAGUUGGGAAUUAUAGAUGCUAGGGCUUGCAGGAUUGAAAUUGAGUAUUUGGAAGAACAAAUAGUUAGUCAUGAGAGUGAUCUUGAACCAUCAAGUUCAAUACUUGGUGGGUUUAUAGCUAUGAUUAGGUAUUGUAGGUUUCUGUUGUUCGGAUUUGAUGAAGAUGAAGUUGAAGCUCUCAAGGGGAUGAAAAGGGUCAAAAGAGGGGGUAGGAAAAAAGGGUUGAUCUCGAAAGAGAUUGCGGAUACUUUUGUAAGCAUUCCUAAGGAUUUUUGCUGCCCGAUUUCGUUGGAUUUGAUGAUGGAUCCUGUUAUUAUAUCGACUGGGCAGACUUUUGAUAGAGGAUCGAUUUCUAGGUGGAUUGAAGAAGGGCAUUGUAGCUGUCCGAAGACUGGGCAAGUUCUUGUGCACAAGAAUCUUGUCCCAAAUAGGGCACUUAGAAAUCUGAUUAUGCAAUGGUGUAUGGCGCAUAAGAUACCUUAUACUCCUCCAGAAAGUUUGGACCCUGGAUCCGAAUCAUUUCUGGCAGCUCCGGCUAGCCGGGCGGCAGUUGAGGCUAACAAGGCAACUGUUCGGCUUCUGAUUCAACAGUUUGAAAAUGGGUCAGAUUGUGGGAAGACAAUUGCUGCACGUGAAAUCCGUUUAUUGGCAAAAACAGGGAGAGAAAACCGUGGAUUUAUAGCUGAAUCGGGUGUGAUUCCUCAUUUGAAGAGUUUGCUUUCUUCACGAAGUGCGGUAGCACAGGAGAAUGCCGUGACUGCAAUUUUGAAUCUUUCAAUCUAUGAAAAGAAUAAAACAUUAAUUAUGGACGAAGAAGGUUGUUUGAGAUCGAUUGUGAGCGUUUUAAGAUUUGGGCAAACGAUUGAGGCAAAAGAAAAUGCAGCUGCUGCGUUGUUUAGUCUUUCUGCAGUUCAUGAUUACAAGACAAUGAUAGCAGAUGAGGAAGGUGCGUUAUCUACAUUAGCGGGUUUAUUAAAAGAUGGGACGCCAAGAGGCAAGAAAGAUGCUGUUACCGCCUUGUUUAAUCUCUCAACGCAUACAGCAAACUGUGUGAACAUGAUUGAAAAUGGGGUUGUUAAAGUUUUAGUCGAGGCCUUGGAAUGUGAAAAUGUGGCUGAAGAAGCUUCUGGUGCGUUGGCGUUAAUAGUACGACAACCUGUCGGUGUCGAAGCCGUCGGAAAUGAGGAAAAAGUGGUGAUCGGUCUGAUUGGAGUAAUGAGGUGUGGGACACCUAGAGGUAAAGAAAACGCAGUGGCGGCGUUGCUUGAGCUUUGUCGGAGUGGUGGGGCGCACACCACCGAACGUGUCUUGAAAGCUCCAGCAUUGGCGGGUUUGAUACAAAGCUUGUUGUUUACUGGGACAAAACGGGCUAGGAGGAAGGCAGCAUCACUGGCACGGGUUUUCCAACGUUGUCAUUAUGAUACGUUGCAUUUCAAUGGUUUUCGAUUAGGGUAUGGUUUUGCCGGAAACUCUACUACUGGAAAUCUAGAUUCGGGCUUUUCAGCAGAGACAGUUUCGGUUUCAAUGUCUAUGUCUGUUUCGGUUUCAUAGCAUGGUAACAUGUUUUAUCAAGAUCCAAAGCCUCAUCUGUUAUUCCAAAUAUAUUCAUUGUUAUGUUAAUCUGUUAUUUAUAAAUUAUAAUUAAAAGAUUCAUUCAUUUAACCCUGUU
Messenger RNA from Erigeron canadensis, 2451 nucleotides. RefSeq names its product U-box domain-containing protein 17. The transcript has a single exon. Gene Ontology annotation, cellular component: nucleus; cytoplasm. Lineage: Eukaryota; Viridiplantae; Streptophyta; Magnoliopsida; Asterales; Asteraceae. Gene Ontology annotation, biological process: protein ubiquitination. Gene Ontology annotation, molecular function: protein binding; ubiquitin-protein transferase activity. The coding region runs from base 138 to 2333 and encodes 731 amino acids. The record is from RefSeq and is a predicted model, not a curated record.